CGGCCGGCGAGACAGCGGUGAUGGAGUGCGCGCCUCCGCGGGGUUUCCCGGAACCGGUCAUCUCAUGGAAACGCAACGGCGAGAAGAUUAACACCGGUUUCGGACGGAUUCGACUCAACGGCAAUAAUCUGAUGAUCAGCGAAGUCAGACCCGGAGAUGAGGGCCGAUACCAGUGUAUCGCCGAGAAUGUAGUCGGCGUACGGGAGUCUCCGCCCGCUAUACUCAACGUUCAGGUGAAACCAUUCUUCAUAAGAGGACCGGAAGACGUGACCACAUUAUCGAGUGAACAUGUUGAGUUUCAUUGCAAAGUGGGCGGCGAUCCCACGCCGACUAUCACGUGGCGCAGACAAGAUGGUAAAAUGCCAAUCGGAAGGGCACAAAUACUGGAGGACAAGGCGUUGAAGAUAAUUCACGUGACGCCUGCGGAUGAAGGGGUAUACAUAUGCGAAGUGGAGAACCCGGUCGGCACUAUCACCUCCUCGGCCACACUUAUCGUUCAUUCUCGUCCCACAUUUCUGGUUCAGCCGAAAGACAUUCGAGUGCCUGUGAAUAGUGUGGCCCGACUGGACUGCGUGGCCACCGGAAACCCUCCGCCCUCUGUGUUCUGGACGCGCGAAGGCAAUCAAGUGCUGAUGUUUGGCGGCAAAAGUCACGGCCGCUUCUCCGUGUCCUCUGAGGGGACGCUAACCAUAUCGGGUGUCCGUAAAGAAGACAAAGGCUAUUACGUGUGCUCAGCCGUGUCGGUCGUGGGCUCAUCGAUGGCCAAAUCGUAUCUGACAGUGUCAGCGGUGGCCGAUGUGCCGCCACCGCUCAUCAAAUUAGGUCCGGCCAAUCAGACACUACCUCAAGACACGAUCGCAAUGCUUCCCUGCGAGACAAUCGGUUCGCCGCAACCGGUGGUCAAAUGGCUGCUAAACGGCAAACCCAUACCCCUAUACGACCCCCGGUUUGUUGUGCUCGACUCCGGCGCCCUUCAGAUCGAUGACCUCCAGAAGGCCGACUCCGGUCUCUACACGUGCAUCGCCUCCAGCGAGAGCGGGGAGACCUCUUGGAGCGCAUCCCUGGCCAUAGAGUCGCCGAGAAAUCCCAACAUA
Molecule: messenger RNA, 1094 nt
Organism: Medioppia subpectinata
Lineage: Eukaryota; Metazoa; Arthropoda; Arachnida; Sarcoptiformes; Oppiidae
Source: the annotation of a GenBank genome assembly